AUGGAAUUUUUCGGUUAUACAAUGUGUGGCCCACAAAAUUACUGGAAGGAUAUUGUAAGAGAAAAUUAUCGAGAACCAACCUGUGAUAAUGAUGUUAAGAAUGUCCUGAGAAAAAUUUCAAAGCAAUCUGGUAGCAAUGCAAAUGAAUUAAAUAAUGGAUAUGUUGGAGAGUUAAAUGGUUUUGCUUAUGGAUCAUUUCAACGAUUAGCUAAAAUGAAAAGGAAGGGAGUCAUCAAACCUAUAAAUCCAUUUGAUAUUUACAGAUACCCUCCUACGUCAUCAACUGAGUUUGGAUGGUGGCAACGUGACACAGCUCUGACAGAUGCAACAUGGUAUCAGGCUUUUCCAAGAUAUCCGCAGCCGGUUUCACCAAAUACAUUAAUCCUGGAUAAAGUUAGAAAAAAUAAUAAAUAUGCUACGUUGUUUUAG
This is a messenger RNA of Parnassius mnemosyne (clouded apollo), 429 nucleotides long. The record is from the annotation of a GenBank genome assembly. NCBI's taxonomy places the organism in Eukaryota, Metazoa, Arthropoda, Insecta, Lepidoptera, Papilionidae.